Molecule: messenger RNA, 966 nt
Organism: Hevea brasiliensis (rubber tree)
Lineage: Eukaryota; Viridiplantae; Streptophyta; Magnoliopsida; Malpighiales; Euphorbiaceae
Product: high mobility group B protein 2
Exons: 8
Coding region: 281-721 (146 amino acids)
Source: RefSeq, a predicted model, not a curated record
ACACAAUCAUCCUACACAAUAUUAAGCUUAACCCUCACAAACCCAAUCCCUUCACACCACACGGAUCCUUGACGUGGCAAAUUUUUUUUCAAAUCCCGCCUAAACCCCUCAAUUUCAUUUCGUGCGCAAUUGAAUUUCAAUUUCCCUCGACACUUUAAUAUCUCUGUCCUUAGCCUUUUCAAGCUCCCCUCACAAUUUGCACCUGCCUCUCUCUCUCUCUAUUUGUUGUAUUUUUCCACUCUCUUUCUUUCAAACCCUAACCCACCGAACCUGAUUCGCCAUGAAAGGAGGUAAAUCGAAGUCAGACACCAAGGCCGCCAAUAGGCUUUCCGUGAACAAGAAACCCGCCAAGGCAAGCAAGAAAUCUGGCAAGGCAGCCAAGGACCCAAACAAACCUAAGAGACCGGCCAGUGCUUUCUUCGUUUUCAUGGAAGAGUUUAGAGAGCAGUACAAAAAGGAACACCCUAAAAACAAAUCUGUUGCUGCUGUCGGCAAAGCUGGCGGAGAUAAAUGGAAGUCGUUGUCUGAAGCUGAGAAAGCACCUUAUGUGGCCAAGGCUGAAAAGAGGAAGGUCGAGUAUGAGAAGAAAUUGAAAGCAUAUAACAAAGGACAGGCUGAAGGACCCAAGGAAGAAGAGGAGUCUGAGAAGUCGAUGUCCGAGGUGAAUGAUGAUGAGGAUGAUGAGGAGGAGGGUAGUGGAGAGGAAGAUGAUGAUGAGUAGGAAUGGGCACGGAGAAUAGUAUAGUCAUGUAGGCUGUGACUGUUUGAACAACUCAUGUUAAUGGAGAUAUUUGCUUGUUAUUUUUUUUGUUGCUUUUCUCUUCUAAGAGAAGGAUGCCUCUGCUCCAUCUUAAUUUAUCCUUCUCCUUUCUGGGAAAAAAAAGGUUAAUAGUUGUAGAAGGGAGAUUGUUUCUGCUUACUUAUCACCAAAAUUAAUGAUUUAGCUAAAUGGUUAUCGUUUGUAGA